GAUGACACAUUUGACAAAUAAGUAGGCAGAGUUGCCGGACUUACUAAAAAGCGAAUUAAUUUUUCCUUAAUAAUUACGUGACUAUAUUUUAAAUAUUCUAAAUGAAACACAAAAAAUCUUUAGAGACUAAAUUUCAACUCUCCAGACCUAUUAGUAGUUUCCUACGAAAUGAAUUUGAGGCCCACUUGUCAAGCCGGCAACCCUGGAAAGCACCCGGUUUGUUUUGAUGACAUUGACAGCUUGAUUGUUUAUUAAAUUUUUAAAUGUAUGCCUAUUUUUAUUUUCAAUUUAUCUCGUUCUAAACUAAAAAAAACCAAUGAACCACCUGUAAAAACUAACAUGGAGGACCAUUCGAGAACAAUCGUACACAUUGACAUCGACUGUUUUUAUGCACAAGUAGAGGAAGUCAAAAACCCAUCGCUAAAGCUCCAACCGGUGGGUAUCCAACAGAAAAACUGUUUAGUCACCAGCAAUUAUAAGGCGCGAGAAUACGGCUUGAAAAAGUGCAUGUCCGUCACAGAAGCAAAGAAACUCUGCCCGAAGCUGGUGCUGAUAAAUGGAGAGGAUUUACAACACUAUCGACAAUAUUCCUCCAAAGUAUCUGAUCUCUUGAGGGGCUUUUCUGAUCUGGUGGAGCGCCUGGGCCUGGACGAGAACUUUAUUGACGUUACCGCUCUGGUAAAUGAACGAAUGGCAAGUAACUAUACACCAGUGGGGUGCAUUUACGGUGAUGUUAGUGGAACUUGUGACUGUGGCUGUUAUGAAAGGCUGUGUAUAGGAUCUCAAAUUGCUCAGGAAAUGAGAGAUGCUAUAUUUGAACAGUUAAGUUUAACCACUUGUGCUGGCAUAGCUCAUAAUAAACUACUAGCAAAGCUAGUUGGCUCAAAAAACAAACCUAAUAAACAGACUAUUUUGUUUCCCGAUAGUGCCUUAGAAUUAAUGUUGGGUCUACAAAAGGUUUGCGAUAUUCCAUCAAUAGGUGUUGCAACAGGUAAAGUAUUGAAUGAUAUUCACAUUUUUACUGUUAAAGACUUGCAAAGUUGCCAAAUUAGGGAGCUAGAAAUGGCAUUUGACCCAUUGAAAGCUAAACAUCUAAAACAACUUAGUUAUGGUGUGGAUGAGAGCCUUGUGAAACCUUAUGCUAAACCUUUGACAAUUAGUUUAGAAGAUGCUAAAUGUCUUGUAACAAAGCAAGAGGUGCAAGACAAACUAUCAGAGCUAUUAGGUCGCUUAUUAAUAUUAGUAAAAUCUGACGGGAGAACACCAAAAGUCAUAAAAGUCUCUGUGAGGAAAUAUAAUCCUACUACAGGGGGCCAGAGGGAAACCAGACAGUGUCCCCUCAGUGUUUCCCUGGAUAAUCAAACUAAAUUAGUAGAAGUGGCUUAUGGGUUAUUUAAAAAAAUUAUAACAGAGCAAAGCUUUAAAGUUACACUGCUCGGAGUGGGUUUCAGUAAAUUUAUUGAUGUGCCUAAUCAGAAAAACACUUUGGAUGGGUUUUUCAAGCAGUCCAGUGAUGUUAUUGAGCCCCCAAUUAAGAGAAUUAAAUUGGCAAAAGAAGAGAGAUGUCUUAAAUGUCCUCCGGGUGUAGAUAUUGAGGUGUUUGGAGAGUUGCCUUUAGAGGUGCAACAAGAGCUGUGGGACGAACACAAAAGUAAAGAGAGAAAAGUGGUUUCGAAGGGAAAAGUUAAUACUAUGCUCAAUUAUUUUAGUAAGGAGCCGAGGAAGUAGGAUUUGGAUGGUAACAUAUUUGCCCCUGAUGGCCGAAUCCCUGAUGCUGUUCACCGGGGACGAAAUCUGGUCCCGUCAAAUGACCAGGAAUGCCAAAUAUACGAUUCAUGGAAUUAUAGUCGCUCUGGGUACCGUUAUGAUUAUUUGCGGUAACGCUUUGGUGUUCC
Molecule: messenger RNA, 1895 nt
Organism: Anthonomus grandis grandis
Lineage: Eukaryota; Metazoa; Arthropoda; Insecta; Coleoptera; Curculionidae
Product: DNA polymerase iota-like
Exons: 2
Coding region: 268-1728 (486 amino acids)
Biological process (GO): translesion synthesis
Molecular function (GO): transmembrane monodehydroascorbate reductase activity; damaged DNA binding; DNA-directed DNA polymerase activity
Source: RefSeq, a predicted model, not a curated record